CGUCGUACAAGCUUGGGAUGUCCAUCUGAAAUUCCGUCUUCAAUUGGCUUCAAUUUUGUCUAUUGGAUCAUCUAGUUUCCCUAUGUGGCAGGGUUUUCGAUGACCAAGCAAUUGAGGUAUGUACUUAGUUUUCCUCGGUCUCGCCAUAAAAUUGGAUUUUACGGGGGAUGCUUCAAGUGCGAGUCCAAAUCCACAACGCCGAGUAAUGUCGGUCCAAUUGGGCUAAUCGUCCAGUGUUUCCCCUCGUGUCCGUUUGUUUGUGGCAGCCUACUUGAGGGGAAUUAUUUUAAAAGACACUGAACCAGGACUCAAUGUUCCAUGUGUGUUCGGAAGCUUGCCUUCAUCCCUGCCUGCACCACAUAGGUAUUAUAUCACAUAACACAUACAAGGAAUUUUUUAACCUCUCCCAAAUAUAUUUAAUGGACAUAAUACUCAAAAGCGACAGUCACCAAAAGAAACAAAGAAAUAUAAAAAUACAACAGUUGUAAUUACUUAAAAUAGGUAAUAUUUUAAGUAAUAUUUACGUAAUUUUGUAUAACAAUGUAUUAUGUGAACUUUUUUUAGGAUAAUUGCACAUAAUUGCACAUAAUACAGUUUGCAAUUAAAAUCGUCAAUUAAGGUUUAUUAUCUACUGCUCCGCAAAAAUUGGAGUUUGGUAAAUUCACGAUAAUUGCAAACUUUGGUCAAUGUAGCUUAUUAAACUGAUUUAUAAUUUGAGAUUUUUUAGAUGGUUUCACUGGUUUGUGUCCUUCAGAUCAUCCUUUAGAAUUAACCAUUUUUCUUUGUUUUAUCGUUUUUAAUUUUUUUGGUGUGCUGUCUUCCAAAACAAGUGUGUUUCUUUACCUACAAGAUCUACAUCCUUUAUUAUCUCGUACAGCCUGUAUUCUCUUCACUCCAUAGCUCUUUCCAUUCUUCUUUUUAUUACUUUCUUUUAAUGUACUGUGUGCAUGAGUGGUCUGGUACUUCUGUAAAUGGUGUUUUUUAAAUCUCCAGACAAAAAUUUGUCCAAAGGAGGUACAUCAGGGGAUCUUGGUGGCCAAGUUCCUCUCCAAUUACUUAUCAGAGUAUUCUUCCAGAAAACGUUCCGUUUUUACAGUAUGAGCAAGAACAUAAUCAUAUUAUAAAUAACUCGUCUGUGAUUCAUCAUGGUGAAGUCGUCGGUAUUAUCCGGCAAAAUCCAAACACAUAUUGUAAUUAUUUUUCAUUUAUUGUUUGAUCACCAUUUGUUAUUGUAUCUUAUAAUUCAUAUAUGUUUUGUAAUCUAUUUCUACAAAUAGUAUUAUUUAAAUGUCCAAAAAAACUAAUCCAAGGCAGUUAAAGGAAUCUUGAUGGCCUAAUUUCUCCUCCAAUUACUCAUCAAAGUAUUUUUUCAGAAAACGUACCGUUAUUUUUGCAUUAUGGGCAGUAUCAUAUUAAAAAUAUCUCAUUUGUGAUUCAUUAAGGUGUAGUUGGUUACUAAAAACUUUCAUAUAAGUUACAUUUUACACCAAAUAUCAAUUUGAUAUACAUUACAGAACACUCGCAUAGAAAACCUAAGAAGUACCAACCGUGUGUAGCCAUUUAGGAAACCGACUUUCUAGGGUUUAAGACCAUUUUGGAGUGCUUAUCUUCGUUUACUACUUUCGGCAAUUAUCGGUUUCCGAAUUGGAACGUGACUGCUGUUUAUUGCACAUAUACAGUUUGCAAUUAAAAUCAUCAAAUUAAGGUUUAUUACUUACUGCUCCAAAAAAUUGGAGUUUGAUAAAUUCACAGUAAUUGCAAACUUUGGUCAAUGUAGCUUAUUAAACUGAUUUCUAAUUUGAGAUUCUUUAGGUGGUUUCACUGGCCUGUGUCCUUCAGAUCAUCCUUUGGAAUUAACCAGUUUAGUAUAUCUGUGGUACUGAUGUUCUCUGCAUCUCUCUUCGCCCUGCUUGUCCCUGAGUUGUGAUGACUAGCAAUCAGUCACCGUUGCCCAUCUCUCCUCCGAAGAAAGCAUGGUGCCAAUCAAGAUUAGGAUACAUAUUAUUGAUUAAUUAAUUUAUUAAAAUUGAAGUAUAUAGAAAUAUUUAUCAUUCAGAGAAUUUUUAUAGUUCUUUUCUUCUUAUUUUCUUUUUCUGAAUUGUAUUCAUUUUUUUGUGCAGUUCUUCACUCAUCCCACCAUCUAUGGUUCUUUCUCUCAGCUUCAGCCUGUCGACCUCUUCGUUCUCCACCACCUCCGCCACUUCCAGUGGCAGCAACUUUCUGGCCGCUACUGCGGAUACUGUUAGGUAUUCCCUACAUAUCCUAAAAGAACAUCUCCUCUGUGCCCCAUCUAGCAGUCUCCUAUACCUUACUCGUGUGAGACUGUUGGCCCACCCGGAGCCACGCCCUAGUUGUCAGGGUUAGCUUAAACUUUUUUGAAAAGACUCUUAGAACAUGGUUGGGAUAUGAUGUGUAAAAGCUAGGAAAGUUACCCCAGCCCCUAUAGACUUUGGAGGUUCUAAGACAUGAAGAACAAGGUAUUACAAGCCAACUCAUCAUUUCAAUUCUGUAACUAAAACUUAAUAAAAUUUAUAUUUAUCAACAGCUGAUUGCUUCAGAAUGAGUAGUGUUUUGUUUAGGACUUCGGCUUAAGGUUCAAGAGAUUGGUUUAGCUUGGGGCUCAAGUGGUUGACUUGGCUUAGAAUUCAAGUGGAUGUCGUCGCUUCGGGUAACCAUUGGCGAGAAGAAUGAGUCUCAUAGGUGGCCACCCUUUUGAAAGAAUUUGUCCUCAAAUAGCAAUGUAUCAGAGAGAGAGUUGUAUGGUAAUCUUUCUUUAUCAGGUAUCUUCGGCUUGAGGCUCAAGCGGUUGGUUUAGUUUAGAGCUCAUGUGGUUGGCUUGGCUUAGGGUUCAAAUGAUGAAUUCGAGUGGUUGACUUUUUUAAAAAGAACUUUGCCACAAAUAGAAAUCUAUCAGAUGAAAAUUGAUUGUCUUAGGGUUCAAAUGAAUGAAGACGCGUGGGGCUGAAGUGUUACCAGUGUUGGAAGUGCUGUUGGUAGUAAAUUUAUCUUAGCUAACCACUGACGAGGGGGAUGAGUCUUAUAGGUGGCCACCCUGUUUGAAGAAUUUGUCCACAAAUAGCAAUCUAUCAGAUGAAAAUUGAUAAGAGUUGUAUGGUUCAAUUGAUGAAUUCAAGUGGUUGACUUUCCUUAGAAAGAACUUUGCUACAAAUGGUAAUUUUUCAUUAUCAAGAGUCUUCAGCUUUUGGCUCAAGUGGUUGCUUUAGUUUAGAACUCAAGUGGAUGGCUUACGUCUUACUCCGUUACUGUUAAAGGUCACUCUCUCUCUCUCUCUUCUGACAUUUGACUGAAACUGGAAACAAUACAUAUGUGGAGGACUCGACAACAACACCGAAAUCUUUGGCGAAGAAGAGUUCCGCGUACUAAGGACGCAAACAGGUCCUCGUCUAUCGCAGUGAAAUUGAAUGGCAAAAUUGUUGUGAUAAGCCUUUAAGAUAUUAAUAAAAUCUUUCCAAUGAACACCUGAUGUUUCAGUUCCCCGAAAACACAACAGAUACUCCAAACUAUUUCACUGUCACACUCAUCUUUUCCCUUUUUUUAAAUGGUUUUACCUUCUUAGAAAUACUGACAGAGAUUAGGAAACCUAAAGGAGAGAAUUGUGCUACUGAAUCAAUGUGGGAAAAAAAUAAUUUGAAUUAAAAAAUAGAUUUAGAUUUUCUUCAAUAUUGGACGUGUUCUACCUGCUCCUAAAUUGUGGGCCAUCGUUUUUACAAUUUGUAAAGAGUUUAUAGGCAUAAAUUUGUAAAAGUGGUCAUAAUAACUUCUAUUAAGAUUAAUUUUAGGUUUAAAUUUAUGUUAUAUCGAGGUAUGUGAAAACCAUAAACCUUAAUUCUUCCAGAAAAAUUCUUGUAUACCUGUUAGUACAUGCAUAAAACUGAGGAUCUUCAGCACAAAACACAUCAGUACCUAAACAUAUUCCUCCAAAUCACGUGCAUCUGUGAGUACAAUUCAAAAAGAGUGAGCUAAGCUUUUUGUUUGUGGACGCCACUUACGUCGAGAUGAGACGUUGCUACUGUGAAGGGUACUGCCCCAACGAGCUAGACAGCGGUACGUGCGUCAUCCAACCUGGUGGCAAAUGCUUCAUAUCCGUGGUUGCUGAGUACGACGACGAAGGCAACGAAAUCGAAAUUACAUCGUACGGCUGCUUGUCAGCCAACGAAGGAGGUUUGAUGCAGUGUAUGGCACAUUUAGUACCGCACAAGCAAAGGAAAACGAUCCAAUGCUGCGACGAUUCGGACCUGUGCAACCGCAAGCUGGACCCGACGAACCACCACAAACCGACCACCAAAACGCCGGACUUGAACGACUGCAACUUGCCUCUGGUCGUGAUCUUCACGUGUCUAUCAAUCUCGAUACUCGUGGUGGUGGCAGUACUGCUCUAUAUAAAGUACCACCGAGCUAAAAUGCAGCGGAAGUGGUUCGACACUGAAUCGCACCCCAACGUCGAGAUUCGGGAGCCACUGAACGACUUGAUCGAACAGUCCAGCGCUUCCGGCUCCGGGUUGCCGCUUUUGGUGCAAAGGACCAUCUCCAAACAGAUACAAAUGAUUAAUUCCGUGGGCAAAGGGCGGUACGGGGAGGUGUGGCAAGCGAAAUGGAGAGGACAAAAGGUUGCCGUUAAAGUCUUUUACACCACCGAGGAACAGUCCUGGUUCAGGGAGACGGAAAUUUACCAGACCGUGUUCAUGCGACACGACAACAUAUUGGGCUUCAUAGCCGCCGACAUUAAAGGCACAGGGUCGUGGACGCAGAUGUUACUCAUCACUGAGUACCACGAAAACGGCUCCCUGUACGACUACCUUCAAACCAACCACUUGGAUCCCUCGUCUUUGUUGCUGAUGGCUCAGAGCAUCAUCAGCGGACUUUGCCAUCUACAUCUGGAGGUGUUUGGAACGCGGGGCAAACCUUCAAUUGCCCACAGGGACGUUAAGAGCAAGAAUAUUUUGGUCAAACGCAACGGAGAGUGUUGUCUCGCUGACUUUGGGUUGGCGGUCAAGUAUUUGUCCGACUUGCGUAAAAUUGACGUGCCUCCAAACGCGAGGAGUGGUACCAUCAGAUACAUGGCCCCUGAAUUGCUGGACAACACGAUCAACGUGCACAACAUCGAGGCUCACAACAGUGCUGAUAUGUACGCAUUCGGGUUGGUUUUGUGGGAGAUGGCGCGGCGUUGUGUGACUGGGGAGAAACUCAUGUUUUCCGAGGAGUACCAAAUGCCCUUUUACGAUUGUGUGCCGAGCAAUCCAAGUGUUGAAGAUAUGCAACAAGUUGUGUGUGUGAAGAAGGUCCGUCCACAUAUACCUAAAAGGUGGGCAGAGGACAGUGUGCUGCAAAUGUUGAGCAAGGUGAUGCAGGAGUGUUGGCACCGCAGUCCUGCUGUUCGUCUGACUUCGUUGAGGGUGAAGAAGACGUUGUCGAAGGUUGCUACAGAAACUUCGAUUAAGAUUGUGUAAUGAAAUAAUUUUAUACAAUUGUUCACUGAAUUAUUAUGAUAUUCACAAUAUAUGUUUUUUCUGACAUGAAUUUAUACUCGACAGUUUGCUAUACUUAUUUUGUGAAGUACUAUUUAGUUAGCGUUAAGGUAGUAUAUAUUUGAGAUAGAUACAAUAAACAUCUUCAUGAAAACUUAGACUGUUUUAAUUCAUAAAUCACAUUUCAAUGAGAUUGAGUACUACCAUGCGAUGCAAGUAUCGAGAACAUGCAACAAGUUGGGUGUGUGUGAAGAAAAUACGUCUGUCCUCAUAUACCAAAAAGGUGUGAAGCAGACAAUGUUCUCCAAAUGUAGAACAAGUUCAUGCAGGAUUAUUGGAACCGCAGUCGUAUUGUUCGUCUGACUUCGUUUAGGGAGAAGGAGAUGUUAUCGAAGGUUGCUGCACAAACUUUUAUAAAGAUUGGAUAAAGGAGAUGAUAUCUAUGUAAAUUUUAUAUUAAUUUGAGACGAUGUGGUGGCUUUAAAAAUAAUUCAUUAAGACACAUGAUAUACAAUUCUGGUAAGAACAUACAUGACAAGGUUUCACAUAAUAUAGUUACAUAUUGGGGGUGUAAUUGCCUCGAAGUAUAUAAUUUUGACAAAACAUGGACAAUCAUGAGAAAACAAUUGUUCAUUGAAUUAUUAUAAUAUUCACACAAUAUGUUUUUCUGAAUUGUGAAUUGAUACUCGAUAGUUUGCUAUACUUAUUUUGUGAAGUACUAUUUGGUUAGUGUUCAGGUGGUAUGUAUUUGAUAUAGAUACAAUAAACAUCUUCAUAAAGACUUAGACUGUUUAAUUUCAUAAAUCACAUUUCAAUGAGAUUGAGUACUACCAUGCGAUGCAAGUAUCGAGAACAUGCAACAAGUUGGGUGUGUGUGAAGAAGAUACGUCUGUCCUCAUAUACCAAAAAGGUGUGAAGCAGACAAUGUUCUCCAAAUGUAGAACAAGUUCAUGCAGGAUUAUUGGAACCGCAGUCGUAUUGUUCGUCUGACUUCGUUUAGGGAGAAGGAGAUGUUAUCGAAGGUUGCUGCACAAACUUUUAUAAAGAUUGUAUAAAGGAGAUGAUAUCUAUGUAAAUUUUAUAUUAAUUUGAGACGAUGUGGUGGCUUUAAAAAUAUUUCAUUAAGACACAUGAUAUACAAUUCUGGUAAGAACAUACAUGACAAGGUUUCACAUAAUAUAGUUACAUAUUGGGGGUGUAAUUGCCUCGAAGUAUAUAAUUUUGACAAAACAUGGACAAUCAUGAGAAAACAAUUGUUCAUUGAAUUAUUAUAAUAUUCACACAAUAUGUUUUUCUGAAUUGUGAAUUGAUACUCGAUAGUUUGCUAUACUUAUUUUGUGAAGUACUAUUUGGUUAGUGUUCAGGUGGUAUGUAUUUGAUAUAGAUACAAUAAACAUCUUCAUAAAGACUUAGACUGUUUAAUUUCAUAAAUCACAUUUCAAUGAGAUUGAGUACUACCAUGCGAUGCAAGUAUCGAGAACAUGCAACAACUUGAGUGUGUGUGAAGAAGAUCCGUCUGUCUUCAUAUACCAAAAAGGUGUGAAGCAGAAAAUGUUCUCCAAAUGUAGAACAAGUUCAUGCAGGAUUAUUGGAACCGCAGUCGUAUUGUUCGUCUGACUUCGUUUAGGGAGAAGGAGAUGUUAUCGAAGGUUCCUGCACAAACUUCUAUAAAGAUUGUAUAAUGGAGAUGAUUUCUAUGUAAAUUUUAUAUUAAUUUUAGUUGGUGUAGUGGCCUUAAAAUAUUUCAUUAGACACAUGAUAUACAAUUGUAGCAAGAACAUACUUGACAAGGUUUUACGUAACAUAGUUACAUAUUGAUAAGAUAUAAAGGCAUCGAAGUGUAUAAUUUUGACAUGAAUAAUCACGAGAAAAAAAUUGCUCAUUAAAUUAUUACAAUAAUAAUAACAUAAUAUUAUGUUUUCUUUAAAUUGAUAUUCGAUAAUUUAUCAUACUCAAUUUGUCAAGUACUGUUUAGUUGGUACCGUAAUUCUGCCGUUCGUCACAUUUCGUUGCAAAAGAUUAAUUAAUUAAAUGUUACAUGUAAAAUAAUUUGUUUGUACUUUGUUCUGUUCUCCUUUUUACUUUUAUUAAAUAUAGUUUUUUCUUAUUCGAUUAUUUUCUAUUUCUAUUUUUGAUAACGGCAUUCAUUAUUUCCUACCCACAACAAAUAUAAUAUCAUAAACAUUCCUUAAAAAUUAUAUU
Molecule: messenger RNA, 7688 nt
Organism: Aethina tumida (small hive beetle)
Lineage: Eukaryota; Metazoa; Arthropoda; Insecta; Coleoptera; Nitidulidae
Product: bone morphogenetic protein receptor type-1B-like
Exons: 6
Coding region: 4017-5468 (483 amino acids)
Biological process (GO): cellular response to growth factor stimulus; protein phosphorylation; dorsal/ventral pattern formation
Cellular component (GO): plasma membrane; signaling receptor complex
Molecular function (GO): SMAD binding; ATP binding; transforming growth factor beta receptor activity, type I
Source: RefSeq, a predicted model, not a curated record